This is a messenger RNA of Ochotona curzoniae (black-lipped pika), 1230 nucleotides long. It is a transcript of the gene SCGN, whose product is annotated as secretagogin, EF-hand calcium binding protein. Gene Ontology annotation, cellular component: terminal bouton; nucleus; synapse. The record is from RefSeq and is a predicted model, not a curated record. NCBI's taxonomy places the organism in Eukaryota, Metazoa, Chordata, Mammalia, Lagomorpha, Ochotonidae. Gene Ontology annotation, molecular function: calcium ion binding. Gene Ontology annotation, biological process: regulation of long-term synaptic potentiation; regulation of presynaptic cytosolic calcium ion concentration. The transcript has 11 exons. Bases 1 to 831 code for a protein of 276 amino acids.
AUGGAUAGCGCCAGAGCAACAGCUCAGACACGCCUGGAUGCAGAAGGUUUCUGGCAAGUGUGGCACCGCUUGGACACAGAGGAAACAGGCUACAUAGAAGAGAAAGAACUCGAUGCUUUCUUUUAUCAUAUGAUGAGGAAAUUGGGUACUGAUGAUGCAGUCCUGGAAGACAGUGUGCAAAAGGCAAAGCAGCAAUUUCUGAUCACCCGAGACAUCUCUAAAGAUGGCCGUGUGCCGAUGAAAGAGGUUGCCAGAAUGUUCUUGUCUGAGGAUGAGAACUUUCUUCUGCUCUUUCGUUGGGAAACCCCCUUGGACAGCAGUGUGGAGUUUAUGCAGAUUUGGCGCAAAUAUGAUGCAGACAGCAGUGGCUUUAUAUCAGCAGCCGAACUCUGCAACUUCCUCCGGGAUCUUUUCCACCAGCAUAAGAAGCUCAUUUCUGAGGCUAAACUGGAAGAAUACACAUGCACAAUGAUGAAGAUCUUUGACAAAAAUAAAGAUGGUCGGUUGGAUCUUAAUGACUUGGCAAGGAUUCUGGCUCUUCAGGAAAACUUCCUUCUGCAAUUUAAAAUGGAUGCCUGUUCUACUGAAGAAAGGAAGAGAGACUUUGAGAAAAUCUUUGCCCACUAUGAUGUCAGUAAGACUGGAGCCCUGGAAGGCCCAGAAGUGGAUGGGUUUGUCAAAGACAUGAUGGAGCUUGUUCAGCCGAGCAUCAGCGGGCCGGACCUUGAUAAGUUCCGGGAGAUUCUCCUGCGCCACUGUGAUGUGAACAAGGAUGGAAAAAUCCAGAAAUCUGAGUUGGCUUUGUGUCUUGGGCUGAAAAUCAACUCCUAACAGUUUUGCCUUUUGUCGCUGAACUGUUUCUGUGUUUCCAUUGUAUCUGUGUUUGCUGCUGGUGGCACAAUAUUCAAACUUCCUCACAGCCUUGUUUUUCUUGGGCAAGGGUUGGCCUCCAGGCCUUUCUUCCUACUGACCUGAUAUAGUCCUGCCUCUGUGAAAGUCCUCUCUCCUGACCCACAUCCCAUCCAAGUAUCUGUAGUGUUUCUCCUUGGCUCCGAGUUUUGCUGUCCCCCUAAAGACUUGACCCUUGUCCCUCCCAGCAUGUUGGGGAUGAUUUCAUCUGCCUAGCCUAUGUGCCUCUGUGGGCUUUUACUGGGUCUGAGUAGUAAAGGGGCAUCUAUAGCAGCUCUGUAGCUUUUUCCAGUAGAUGUGUGGGUGCAAAUAAAAUGUGCA